AUGGCGGCCCCAAAGAUGACCAAGAACCAGAUGCGAAGGGCUAAGAAGAAGGAGCAAAAGAAGACCCAAGCAGAGACUUCCACAGUCAAGGCCGAGGAACCUACUAUCAAAUCCGAAGAAAACGAUGCCGCGCCCGAAUCUACGACGACAGACCUCGAAGUGAAGAAGGAGUCCAACGCCGAAGAUGCCGCUCCUGCGGUCCCCGCGCUCGAUGAAGAUGUUUUGGAAGAGGAUCCUGCAUAUGCCAUGUACAAGGAUAUCUUCAACAAAUUCGGCGCGUCGAUGGAAGAGGACGAGAUUGCCAAGGAGGCCAACGCUGGAAAUACAGGAACAGUAUUUUACGCCGACGAUGACGAUAUCCCUGACGAGGACGAAGACAGCCAACCCAAGCUAUCGAAAAAGAAGAAGAAGCAGCUCACCAAGCUUUCCAUCGCAGAGCUCAAGGCUGUCGUCAAGAUUCCUGAAGUGGUGGAAUGGCAAGACGUAUCAUCGUCAGAUCCUCGAUUGCUUGUGCAGAUCAAGGCUCAGCGCAACGUUGUGCCAGUUCCGACACAUUGGUCUCUGAAGCGAGAGUACCUAUCUUCGAAGAGAGGUAUCGAGAAGCCGCCAUUCCGUCUCCCACAGUUUAUCGCGGAAACCGGUAUCACGGAGAUGCGCGAUGCGGUCCUCGACAAGCAAGCAGAACAGUCAUUGAAGCAGAAGCAGCGCGAGCGUGUUGCCCCCAAAAUGGGCAAGUUAGAUAUCGACUACCAAAAACUUUACGAUGCUUUCUUCCGUUUCCAAACUAAGCCCGAGCUUACCCGGUUUGGUGAAGUUUACUACGAAGGAAAGGAGUCUGAGGUUGACUAUCAACAUUUCCGACCAGGCGAUCUCACCGAGGCCACUAAGGAAGCCCUCGGAAUGCCCCCUGGUGCACCGCCACCAUGGCUCAUCAACCAACAACGAUUCGGACCUCCCCCAUCUUACCCUACUCUCAAGAUUCCCGGUCUAAAUGCGCCACCACCCGCUGGAGGCUCAUGGGGUUUCCACCCCGGUGGUUGGGGUAAGCCUCCUGUUGACGAGUUCAACAGACCUUUGUUUGGUGGUGAUGUCUUUGGUCUCUCAGCGUCAGGUGCGUCAGGUCAAGGGGUAGCGCAAAUCUUGACAGGAGCUGGUGAACCCGUCGAGAAGAACUUGUGGGGUGAGUUGCAGCCUCGUGAAGAGGAGUCAGAAGAAGAGGAGGAGGAAGAGUCAGACGACGAGGAAGAAGAGGAAGAGGAAGACGUCCCCGGUGAAACGGAAACGCCUAGCGGCCUUGAAACCCCUGGUGGUUACGCCAGUACUGUGCAGGCCGACUAUGGACAAGGCGUCGAGUCAUCUAUCGCUGGUGAGAUGGAUCUACGAAAGGAGCGUCGUGGCUACGAGACGGAAGAGUCAAGCGCGCCUCGAUCCGCUUACACCAUCUUGCCAGAGCGUCAAGUGCGUGCCGAAGGUUUCUUUGGCAGUGACAGGGUAUAUGAUCUUAAGCAGGCUCAAGCAGCUCAACAAGCUGGUGUGCCAGUGCUUGGUGCUGAGGACGAUACGCGCAAGCGCAAGAAGCCCGGUGACAUUGACGUCGCCCUCGAUCUUGACUCCUUACAGAGCAACGACGGCAUCAGCAAGGAUGACUUGCGGCGCAAAUUUGACGAGGGCAGAAAGGAAGAGGGCGUCGGUGCCAAGUGGGCAUAUGAUGAUGACUUGAGCGAAAUGAUUGCCCAGGAGAGCCGAAAGAGACAAAAGACAGAGGCGGAACUUAAUGCGAAGAAAAGGGAAGGCAAGAGCAGAUUUUAA
Molecule: messenger RNA, 1809 nt
Organism: Fusarium poae
Lineage: Eukaryota; Fungi; Ascomycota; Sordariomycetes; Hypocreales; Nectriaceae
Exons: 2
Coding region: 1-1809 (602 amino acids)
Biological process (GO): mRNA splicing, via spliceosome
Cellular component (GO): U2-type spliceosomal complex; nucleus; U2 snRNP
Source: RefSeq, a predicted model, not a curated record